Phragmites australis (common reed) is the source of this 1411-nucleotide messenger RNA. RefSeq names its product homeobox-leucine zipper protein HOX22-like. The transcript is spliced from 2 exons. Bases 147 to 896 code for a protein of 249 amino acids. Gene Ontology annotation, cellular component: nucleus. The record is from RefSeq and is a predicted model, not a curated record. Gene Ontology annotation, molecular function: DNA-binding transcription factor activity, RNA polymerase II-specific; sequence-specific DNA binding. Gene Ontology annotation, biological process: positive regulation of DNA-templated transcription. Lineage: Eukaryota; Viridiplantae; Streptophyta; Magnoliopsida; Poales; Poaceae.
GGCCACACGUUCGCAUCCCCGGACGUGGACACGUAACGCUGCGCGGCCGGUAUAAAACGGGGCGGAACGGCCGGCAGCUCCAGAGGAGAGCCCGUCUGGGAGGAGAAGAGCCGAGGUAGCUAGCUAGGAUCGAUCGAGCGAUUGACAUGGACAGGCCAGAUCACCACGACCACCAGUUCUUCAUGCCGCCGCUGGUGCAGCAGCCGCCGCAGCAGCUGUGCGUGCCGAUGAUGGACGAGCAGUCGUUCUUGGUGGGGAGGGGCGGCGGUAGUGGAUGUGGAGCGCCAGGGAGGGGGGAGAGGAAGCGGCGGUUCACGGAGGAACAGAUACGGUCGCUGGAGUCCAUGUUCCACGCGCACCACGCCAAGCUGGAGCCGCGGGAGAAGGCGGAACUGGCGCGCGAGCUGGGGCUGCAGACGCGGCAGGUGGCCAUCUGGUUCCAGAACAAGCGCGCCCGGUGGCGCUCCAAGCAGCUCGAGCACGACUACGCCGCGCUCCGCGCCAAAUACGACGCCCUCCACGUCCGCGUCGAGUCCCUCAAACAGGAGAAGCUCGCCCUCACCGCACAGUUGCACGAGCUAAGCGAGAGGCUGAGGGAGCGGGAGGACGGCGGCAGCGGCGGCGCGACGAUGGCAAGCAGCAGCAGCUGCAACGGCGGCGGCGAGGAAGCAGAGGACGACAAGAGGAACGUCCUCGGGUGCGCUGACAUGGAGCCGCCCGAGAGCUGCGUUCUCGGCGGGGCGUGCGCGACGCCGGCGGACGUCUCGGUGGAGUCCGAGUGCGACGACCACCGGGUCCACCACCUCGACUACGGCGAUGGUUUCCCCGAUUCCUUCUGCGCCACGCCGGAGCUGUGGGAGCCCUGGUCGCUCGUGGAGUGGAAUGCGGUGGCCUGAAAUGGAGAGAAACAGUACAUAGGUUUGUGUGUGUAACUUACGUGCAUGGUGCCAUGGUGCUCCCGAAGUCUCGAUGGAGGCGACUGGGGCCGGUCGGACCGGGCCAAAGACGGGAAGGGCAGAGUAGUAGGGAAUUUAUAUAUAUAAUAUUUACAAAAUUACUUGUUUUAAAAAAUUACAACAAUAACCUACGGGUAUCACCUCAUAAACGAACAAUAUCUUGUUGGCUCCAUUUGUCAUAAUAUAAUAAAUAUGGUGAUAUGUCAAUGUUUUGUCUCUUCACCGGGUGAGAUCUUGUGGUUAUCCGGUGAAAAGGUGACACAUUGAUCUCGCUCAGUGAACGGAUGACAGUAAGGUGUCGUCUAAUGUAUAAGUGACACCUUGCUAUGGCUGAAUUUUAUUUUAUUUACUAUUCUAUUUUAUUUACGAUAAAAUAGGUGUAUGUGUAUUGUAAAUUUUUUGUCGUUGAUCCAUCCAGUGUCAUUUGAUGCUUGUGCCAUAUUUUAAAUACUGAA